GGAUAUCGUGGGCGCUUGUUUAUGUUGGUCAGUCAGAUUUUUUUGACAGGUAGUUGAUGUGUCGACCGGUGUUUUAAAUGAAAAGGUGAUUAAACUUCGUCAAUUUUCUUCGGGAAAAGGAGCUCUUAAAGAUUGGAGUUUAAUUAAACAGUAUAUGCAAAAGUUUAUUAAUUCAAACGCUCUUUGUGGUUGUUAGAACAAAAAUAUUCGAAUAUAUGUAUACGAACACUUUCAAGUUUCAAAUUCGUGGUGGAUUUGAAAUCUGACCAGUGACGUGGAAUAGACAUCGUGCACUUUUACCUUGGUUUUUUCUGUUCUAAAGGUUUAUUUAAAUCUCUUGUUAUGGUCGUAAUGAUAUUGUCUCAAUCUACAGUUGAUAAUUAACUAUCUGACGUCUUUGACGACGAGUUUGAACAGUUAAUUGAGGCAGACUAAUGACUUGGCUGAAAAUUUUCAAGACAACUAGUUUCAUCAAAUGAUAAAUCAUGGUUUCAAGUACUAGUCAGUCGGCUAUAUCUGGGCAAAGUCUUAAGGAUCAUAUUUUACAUCACCCCGAGGAUUUUGUCAGUGUGAACUUGCUGACAAUAUUUACAAUGUUAUCAUCUUUGGCAAUUGUGUUUGGAGGAGUUGUACCAUACAUUCCUCAGUAUUAUAAGAUAUUCAAGACAAAAGAUGCUUCAGGAUUCUCAUUGAACGUCUGCCUUGCUCUCCUGAUUGCAAAUAUACUGCGAAUAUUUUUCUGGUUUGGACGGCAGUUUGAAUGGCCUCUUCUAGCCCAAAGCUUUGUUAUGAUAAUUUCAAUGUUAAUGCUUUUGCAACUAUGUACUAAAGUGCUCAGGGAAUCCAACAUAUCUGGGAAACGAAAACGGUUUUUUGAUUUCCAACUGAGCAACUUUUGGAAAUGGUCAUAUUUUGUGGAUUACGUCUAUGCUAUAAUGAUGUUUGUUUUGUUUGGUGGCUUUUGUACAAUUUUGUUUCUUGAGUAUAGUAUCUACACUGAAGUAAUUGGAUUCUUAGCUGUUUUUACUGAGGCAAUGCUAGGUGUACCACAGUUUUAUCAAAACUACAAGAACCAUGAAACCACUGGAAUGAGCGUGACCAUGGUUGUCAUGUGGGCAUCUGGUGAUACAUUUAAGUCUUGCUACUUCAUAAUGAGAAAAGCUCCACUGCAGUUCUCUAUCUGUGGUAUAAUGCAGAUUUGUGUAGAUUUAUCUAUUCUCCUUCAAGUUUAUCUAUAUAACCAACGCAACAGGACAUCAAAGGAUUGAGAUUUGCCACAGUUGGGAUUCUUGGUUAUAGAAUUGAAAAACAUAAAUGCAGCGCAUCUUCAGAUAAAGAUCAAGUUCUCCUCGAGUAAAUUAAUUGGUAUUCAAAGAGGCAAACGAACACUUCAAGUAUAGAGUCCAACUUGACCUGAUACAACUCCAUUCUCUAUAAAGUCCUACUUCACCUACAUUCUAAUGUAUCAACCCAACGAAACGAAGAUCGCUGGUCUUCUGUAUAUGCUGCAGGAUUGCAUGCAUUAAGCAUCAAACAAGAAAACACGUACGAGAAAAAAUUAGAAAUGAGGAUGCUGGUGAAAGAUUUCUUACAUAACUCGUUCAAUGAGUCGGUAAACUGCUUUAAAAUUGGCAGGAAUAUCGUCAGUUUGCGAUGCAGCCAUCUUGUAGGUAUAUGUUGUGUUGGUUAAACUCACCCUGUCGACUCUGGACUUUUCUCGUUUGGAAAAAAAUCGGCAAAGUAGCUAAAUGCUUCACUUCAAGACGUAUGCAACGAUUUGGUGAAGAGGUUGAAAAAAACGAUAGUUUAUUCAAGUUGACGAAGAAAAUGGAAAGAAAGUGAAGUUUAAUAGAAGUUGACGAAGAAAAUGGAAAGAAAGUGAAGUUUAAUAGACUUUUGUAUUUAGGCUUCAUUAACAAUAAUUACCACUCCCCGGUGGCACUACAUGGUACCGAAUCAUUAAAAAUAUUUUAUCGAG
Xenia sp. Carnegie-2017 is the source of this 1978-nucleotide messenger RNA. RefSeq names its product solute carrier family 66 member 2-like. NCBI's taxonomy places the organism in Eukaryota, Metazoa, Cnidaria, Anthozoa, Malacalcyonacea, Xeniidae. Gene Ontology annotation, biological process: retrograde transport, endosome to Golgi; phospholipid translocation. The coding region runs from base 486 to 1268 and encodes 260 amino acids. Gene Ontology annotation, cellular component: trans-Golgi network; endosome. The record is from RefSeq and is a predicted model, not a curated record. The transcript is spliced from 4 exons.